This is a messenger RNA of Medicago truncatula (barrel medic), 1738 nucleotides long. Its product is annotated as WD repeat-containing protein 38. The transcript is spliced from 8 exons. The coding region runs from base 76 to 1548 and encodes 490 amino acids. Gene Ontology annotation, molecular function: protein binding. Lineage: Eukaryota; Viridiplantae; Streptophyta; Magnoliopsida; Fabales; Fabaceae. The record is from RefSeq and is a predicted model, not a curated record.
AGUUUUUUCAAUUCAUCUUUCUUCUUCGUACACCAAAGAAAGAAAAAAAAAUCAUCGUUCUUAGACGGCACCACCAUGGCCGCUUCACCACCACCGUCACCGUCGCAGGCACCGCCGUAUCCACCGGCGACAAAAAUUACCGAUCUUGACUCCGAUUCAAUCGCUCACUGCGUCGUGAAUCUAACCCUCCACGACGUAUGCAACUUAGCAAAGACCUCCACCGCUCUCAAACACCUCGCUUAUUCCGAUCCCGUUUGGCAUAGCUUAUUCAAAAAUCGUUGGAAUCGAGAAUUACCGGAUGCGGCGGCGGUGCCGGCGAAGGAACUGUACAUUUCUAGACACACGGAUUUGCAUCAGUUCAAGUUUCGUGAUCCUUUUGUAAGAACAGUUCAUUUUGAUGGACGUGCUUCUAAACCUUUCAACCAUUUGAUCCUUCAUCAUAACAAUGUUUUCUUUUCUCAGGGCUCAGAUGCAGGAAUGAUAAUUUUUGAUGAUCAUCAAGAUACAGUUGCCGUCCAUAAGAUGAGUGGUCAUAACGCAAGAAUCACUUGUAUGAGGCUGUUUUCCCUGGGAGGGCAAAAUGUUUUGGUUACCUCAAGCUGUGAUCGCACCAUUCAACUGUGGUCGAAGGGUUCUAAUCUGCGAAGCUUGAAAGGUCACAAUGGUCCAGUGUUGUCACUAUCAAAUAAAUUAUUGGGAGAAGAAGGCAGCAAAGUCUUGGCAAGUGGAGGAGAAGACGGUACUGUUCGACUAUGGUCCCUUAGCGCAAAUGGAAAAAGAGUGAAAAGUGCUUUGAAGGCUACACUCUAUGGACAUGAAAAACCUGUAAACUUUUUGUCAGUUUCCGGGCACAAAACUUCGCUUUUGGUGACUAUCUCAACAGAUUCUAAGGUAAGGGUUUGGGAUACAACUGCAUCAUCAUCAGGUCGCUCGUCCUGUGUGGGAAUGACUAAUGUUCGUGGUGCAACUGUAAACAUGCAAUGCCAUGAAUCAUUGGUGUAUGUGGCAGCUGGUUCCUCUGUCACUGCAGUUGAUUUAAGGACAAUGCAGAAAGUUAUCACAGCAGCCGUCCAUCAAUCAAAAUUGUAUUCAUUUGGCGUAGUCCCCUCAAAAUCUUUAAUUGGCACAGGUGGUGAUGGCAGAGCAAUGCUUUGGGAUAUUAGGAAAAAUCAAGAGCCAUUAAAGCCAGUACCGAUAGCCGAGUUAGACGGACAUUCUGGACCAGUAACUCGUUUGCACAUGGAUUCAUACAAAAUAGUUACUGGUGGACCUGAUGAUGCUUAUGUAAAUGUAUGGGAAGUUGAGACUGGUGUACUAACAAAUUCCUUUCUUUGUUUUGAUGAGGAAGACAUUGGUGGUUCUUUCUGUGAUGACAUGGUUGUAGAUGGCUGUAGAAUUGUCACUGCUAGUAAUUAUAAUGAUGAUUGGGGUGUUUUUAGCUUUAGGGACUUCGAUAAUGCUACAAUUCCUGCUACCAAACUAGAAAAUGAACCAUCUUCAAAAUUUUGGGGUUCUCAGUCUGAUAGUGAUAGUGAUAGUGAUGAAUGACAUAUGAAUAAUCUUUGUGGCUCCCAAAUGAUAUAUAGAUCAAUUUAUUUAUUUCAUUUGGUUUAUAUGGCAUUCUUGUAUUUAUGUUUAACCUAUAUUAUAGAGAGCAAUUUUCUUCAGCUUUCUAAAAAACUACAAAUGUUUUCUGAAGUGUACUUUUGGACGGCUUAUUUUCAAGAUGGUAGAAUAC